UAAUUGCUAUAUCCUUAUAAUAUAAAGUUAAUAAUUUAAAAAUAUGUAGGAACGUAAGUUAGCACCUUGAGCACCACGUGUUACGAAUAUCUCGAUAAGGUCGAGAAGUAAACAAAGUUGAUUGAUUAUAUUUUGUUAAUUAAUUUAUAUUAAAUGUGGAAACAAUAUACUUUUACUGAUGAAAAUAUCAGCAAAAUUCGAGAAAGAUAUGCAACAAAUAGUUCGGAUGAUAAUUUUUUAUAUAAAUUAUUUGUGAAACACAACAGUACGAGGGAGAAUGACAUUCAAAGCGAAAAUAAAGUUGUUGAAGAAGAUAUUAAAUCAUUUAUUAAAUUUCAUCGUGUAAACAUUGAAAAUCCUGAUAAAGAUACAAAACAAUCGCAAAUUAAAACAUUACAAGAAGAAAAUUCAAAUUACCAGUCUGAUCAAUCAUUUGAUAAGAUUAAAUUAUAUGAACUGAAAGAGCAGCUUUCAUUACAGAAUGAUAAUGUCCAAAAUGAUACAAACUUAAGACUUCUUGGAGAAGUUUUUAGUAAUAUUAAUCCAAAGCAUAUACCAGAUGUCUGUGAAUACUUAGAAUUAGACAAAUUAAAGGAAACAAAUUUUCAUUCCUGUUUUUGCAAGUUAAUUUUACAAUUGACACCGCAAAUCAGUUUCUUCACAGAAGUUGCUUUGAUCAAACAUCUUUUAUAUUCAAAAGUAAUUUGUUUGGAUAAUCAACCAUCAAGAUUAUUAAUUUCGAAUGUUCUAGAAUGGGCAAAAAUCUCUCCUAAAGCUGUGCUGGAAGGUCUUUUUAUACCAUGUAUACAAAAUAAUUAUUUAGGUAAAGUACAAGUGGAUUUAGUGGUCAGAAUUAUAAAAGAAAGUUUGCCUUUGGAUCAAGCUGACAUUUAUUUGAGGGAAUUUCUACAAACAACUAGUAAAAUAGAAGAAUCUCAUAUAAUUAUCAUUCAAGCUUUAACUGAAAAGAAGACAAAUUUUGAAGAAGCUUUAGAUUUGUUAUUUGAGAAAUUAUUGGAAGUAGCCAACUAUCAUAAGCAAAAUUUGGCAUUUAUUAAAUUGUUAUUAACAAUCCUAACUAAAAUGGAACAACAGAUAAAACCAAUCCAUUUAUCUACAAUCGAUAAAAUCAUUAAAAUAAACAAAACGUUCUUAAAAAAAUCAGCAAUAAAGAUUUUCACAAAGUUACAAGUGAACUAUUUAUCAAAUGAAAACAGCAAAUUGUAUGAAAAGAAAUUCAACAAAAUUGAACAUUUGUAGAAAAUAUUUAUUUUGAAAAUAAUACAGUUAAAACAUAGAUCACUAUGAGAUUCUACUACAUUCUUAUAUAUAUAUUUUUUUAUACAUGAUGUUCUAUAAUAUUUUAUCACCAUCACCAUCCGUUAAAGCAUUACUGCUUUUUGUGAAAUAAAUAGAAUUACAGCAGGUAAGCUUAAAACAAUAUUUUCAAUUUUUCCAUUUUAUAUAUAUAUUAUUAAGUACUAAAAACAGUGACUAGUAUAUUGAAUAGUUUCUUUUUUUAAUGAAAACAAAAAAAUUUGUCAAAGAAAAUAAUGUACAGUGAUUAACCAUGAUUUAUCUACAUACAAAGCUGUUAUUUACAAACAAAAUUUUUUACAAUCAAUUUUUACAUAUUUCUAAAGAACAAGUUAUUUAAUAAAAUAUUUAAUUCCCAAGCACACUUAUGUUUAAAUUAUCAAAGAUUAGUUCCCGUACGGACAAUUAAAGCAGAAUUAAUUUAUAGAACUGGUGUAAAAAUGAUGUUGAAUAAAGCAAAUUUAUCUAAAAAGAUAGACAUCACAUCAAUAUGUUUGAAAAAUUAUUAUGAUAUGUUUUUUUUAUUUCUUUUAAGACAAAAUUAUGUAUAAACAAAAUAUUUAUCACUCAUGUUUACAAUAAAAACUUCUUUUUAACAAAAAGUAUAACAAUUUUAUAAUUAAUAAAUUAAAACUUCUUUUAAUAUACAUUCUAACAAUUCAUUGAAAUCAACAAAUUAUUCCAAUUUAUAAACUAAUUCUUUUUCUCACUUUAAAUAUUAGAAUAUAAUUAAUUUAAAAACACAAAAUAUAUUUAAAUAUGUUUGCAAUUUAAUAUAUAAAUUUAUUUUAUACAGUUUAAUAUUGUAUCUUCUAUAUAUAAACUCUCAACUCCAGCAAUGUUUACAGUAUAAAAAAAACACUAUAGAAAAAUUAAUUUUUUUUUAAUUUUCUAACUUAAUACCUGAAAAAUUUUAAGUACAAUAAACAAUUAAAUUGUUCCCUUUAACUAGUUCUUUUUAUGUUGACUUCUUUCACUAAUUUUCUAAUUAAAAUCAAUAAAAUAAUAAAUUUCUACAUUUACCAAUAUUUUAAAAAUUAAACUACUUGUACAUAACUUGUUAUAGUUUAAAAAUAUAAUAUAAUAUUGAUAACCUUAAGAAAAUUGAGUAUUUCAGGAACCACUCUCAGUACUGCUGAUACUUUUUGAGUAUAAACAAUCUUCAGAUCUUUGUAUGUAUAAAUAAAACUCACUCUCAAUAAAUACAUCUGAUUUUUUGAUGAAAUUAUUAUCCAUCAUUAAUUAUUUCAAAUUCAAUCUUACAAUUUACAAUAAUCCAUGAAAGAUGUACUAUAGCAAGCAUUAUUAAAUGGUAUAUAAUAAAUUUUUAUAAAAAAUGUUAAAAUAAAUAUCUGUAAAUGAAAUUAAGAAUGAGAUCUUAGCAAUUACCAUUCUUAGAAUUGCAUCAGAAAUGAUUUUUUUAAAUAAAUAUUUUUAUAUUACUUCAUAACUAUGAAGGUAAAUUAUAUGAAAGUAAGUCAUUAUAUAAAUAUUGAAAAUUAAACUAUUAAAUGCUUAAAGUCUUAAUCAUUAACUAAAAUAAUUGA
Centruroides sculpturatus (bark scorpion) is the source of this 2864-nucleotide messenger RNA. Its product is annotated as Fanconi anemia group E protein-like. The record is from RefSeq and is a predicted model, not a curated record. Bases 154 to 1260 code for a protein of 368 amino acids. Gene Ontology annotation, cellular component: Fanconi anaemia nuclear complex. Gene Ontology annotation, biological process: interstrand cross-link repair. The transcript has 8 exons. NCBI's taxonomy places the organism in Eukaryota, Metazoa, Arthropoda, Arachnida, Scorpiones, Buthidae.